Molecule: messenger RNA, 2616 nt
Organism: Botrytis sinoallii
Lineage: Eukaryota; Fungi; Ascomycota; Leotiomycetes; Helotiales; Sclerotiniaceae
Exons: 2
Coding region: 1352-2128 (258 amino acids)
Source: RefSeq, a predicted model, not a curated record
CCAUACAGAUAGAAAAGCGAAAAGAAUUCGUUGUAUUCUUACAUCUUAUCUUACCUACCUAUGUAGAUACGCCCUACCAUAUCAUAUCAUAUCAUAUCUCUACCCCAUCUCAUCAAGAUCUCCAGACCACCCUAGCUCCUCGAUAAGAUCAAGGCACGUGAAAGGGUAACCAUGGAAAGGAAAGAAGAUCUUAGCGUCAGACUAUCAGCGAAGCUACCUACCUCACCAUCUCCCGCUUUCUCACACCCGUCUCCUGAUUUGACAUGACGUGAUGUCAUGCGAUGUGAUUGAAUAGGAUAGGAUAGGUUAAUCUCAGAUCACAUGAACGAAGGAAGGGAAAAUGAAAUGAUUUUUGUUGCGUAUCUGCAGUAGGAGGAACCUGGUCCAGCUGAAGUGGAGUUCUGGGAGGCGGGAUUGGGGACUGGACUGGGGUGUUUACGUACAUGAUGUGUGUGAUUUUUCGAUUAUGGUUGGUUGAUGUUUUGUCUUGUUGAGUGAGUACUUGCUUGUAUGUUGGUCGCGGUCUCGGAUUAGAGAAGUGGUUAGAUGGAUGACUUUGUUCUUGGAAUCGCGCUCGGUUUGUUGAGUCUGUUUAUUUGGAUUUGGUUGAUUGGUCGAUGGCGAGGAGAUUGGAAUUCGUGCGGGGGAUUGAUAUUGAUGGUAGUUCUAUCGUUUUUGUUGCGAGAAGGGAUAUGGGGAUUCCGUUUCAAUUGGGGUUUUUGUUGUUGAUUGGGAGAGUUGUUCGAUAUCGAGAAUUCCUGCGAGACGGGGGUUUUGGAUAUAUGGUCCAACUCUGAAGAUUGAAUCUUAUGUUUUCAAUGUUGGCGGGCUGCUCUUUGUCCAUUUAAUUAUGUGGUAGAGUCUGGGCACAGUUGCAUCUUACUUUUUGUUCUACAUCCAGAUUGUUUCUCAUUACUAUUCUGUACACAUUUAUGCUACCUCGAAUGUUAAUAGCAUCUAUACCUAGGGAGAAGUUACACAAGCCAUGCUACCUGAGUAGUCUGCGGCUUUCGAUUGGCAAGACGAAGCUGCGGAUUGAUGAAUCAGAUGGGUGCAUCUGGACCGAACAUGAAUUGGAGAGCUCUUUCAUCUAUUCUUACCAUUCGAUAAAACUCUCUUUCAAAUCCCUUCUCUUUGGAAUUUUAUUUGGAAUUUACCCCGCAAUUACCCCUCAUUGUGUCUUUUAUGGCACAAUCUCAUCUUCUAGCUAUUGUUGUUAUUUCCCUACCUAAUGUGUUUCUCGACAUAGAAAGAGAGCCGGUACUUUCUGUCAUUCAUAGUUCCCUUGAACUCGCAAGUUAAUUCGACUCACAACUCCCAAAUAAUUCAAACCUCAUAACACAUCAUCAAAAUGACAUCUCUCAAACCUCGCACCAUAAUAAUAAUCGGCGCCGGCCCCCUCAUGUCCCGUAGUCUCUCUCUCUACCUCGCUUCUCACAAUUGGCAAAUCAUUCUCAUCUCUCGCAAUCACUCCUCUCUUCUUUCUCUCGCCUCAGAAAUCAAUGAUCUCAACCCCAAAGCACCCAAAGUCCUCGUCCACCCAGGCGAUGCUAGUAUCCCAUCUUCUCUCCACAAAGCUCUAGAUUGGGCUGCGGAACAAGUGGGUGGAAAAGUAGAUGUUCUUUGCUAUAAUGCUGCACAUGUGGCUCCGAGUCCUAUUUUGGAAUUAAAACCCGAGGUUUUGACGCAGGAUUUUAACAUUACGGCGAUGGGGACUUUGGUUGCUGGACAAUGGUACAUUAAUCACGCCAACACCUCCCAUAUUCCCCAAGGCGAACAUCCUCUUUUUCUUGUUCCCGGUGGCCUACUUGAUAAAUACCCAGAUCCUAACAUCUCCGCUCUUUGCGCCACCAAAAGCGCAAGCCAAUGUCUUGUCAAAAUGUUUCAACAAGUUAUGGCGCCAAAGGGAAUCCUAGUCGGCGCACCAAUUGUAGGAGGAGAAGUGGUAAAAGAGGGGAAGAUGUCUCCAGAUCGUAUCGUGGAUGGGGUUUUUAGGCCAUUUUUUGAGGAGAGAGAACGGUAUGGAGCGAAUGAGGGGAAGUGGGUGUUGGAAAGAAUUUGGUUGCCGGAGGGGGGGUAUGGAAGUACAGGGACAGGUGGGAUUGGAGGAAAUGAGAGUGGGAAGUAAGGAUUGUGCUAAUAGGUUGACAGAAGUUUGAUAAGGGGGGCUUUGCGUGGAGUUGGAGGGACGGGGGAGAGGAGAGGAAGGUGCGGUACGAAAUUGUGAGUAGUGGUAUGAUUAUGAAUUAUGACUAAUGUGAUUUUUCAAUUUGAGGUCUUAGGGAAUUAAGCAUGCUAUAAUCAGCAAUGAUGAUGAUGGCAAUUUGUUUCCCAGACAAUUGGAGAGUACCUGGAGUCGUUCUUAUUUUCAACAAUCUCCUCGCUCGCCAUUUCAAGGGAAAUGGUAAUAUUUGUAUCUAGGAUGAAUGGGUAUAAGGCCAAGAAGAAAACACUUCAUCCCAGAAUUGAUGUGGGUAUAGAGUUAUGGAGUUCUGUUCUCAUAGUUCUGCAGUGUUGAUUUGUUACUACAAAUUCAUGAACACGAUUCUUGACGUGCAAGAUAUCUUUCGCCCCUCCGCAUAUUCUCUACAACAAUAAACAACAAGGCUGAAGAUA